Acyrthosiphon pisum (pea aphid) is the source of this 2368-nucleotide messenger RNA. RefSeq lists its product as uncharacterized. The record is from RefSeq and is a predicted model, not a curated record. Gene Ontology annotation, molecular function: nucleic acid binding; zinc ion binding. The transcript has a single exon. Lineage: Eukaryota; Metazoa; Arthropoda; Insecta; Hemiptera; Aphididae. Bases 1030 to 2349 code for a protein of 439 amino acids.
GCGGUGGCUGUCACGGUGGUAGGACGUGUUUUUGUGCCGCUCCCGGGCAACUUCAGUUCUUUGGCGGUUUUGUGUUCCAUUUUUUGCGCAGUGUGUAUCGAUCAACGCGUUACGUCGUUCUGCGUCGACUGGUCCAAACCGCGAGAAAAUCGGCCUAGUUUUCGCGGAGAAAUUGCGAUUUUUCCGCUCACCACGAGUUUUUUGCUACCGUGUUACGCAAAUCGAGUUUUGUUCUAAAAAGUGCGCGUUCGGGCCGGUGUCGGUUUAGAGUCGGCCUGAUAAGACCCACCGCACCCUCCCGGAGGGGUCGGUGUAUCGCGCGCCCCCCUCGGACCCCCUGGAACGGGGAAAACCAGCGACCCUAGCUCUUGCGCCGCCGUGCAGAUUGCGGCCAAACUACAAGCGCCACGAUCGCGCGCUGUGGCUCAAAGGACGCGGCCGGAGCAGACGAAACCAGGGACACCUUCCACGACGAGGUCCGACAAAUAGCGGGUGAGUAAACCUAAGUUUCACUUACCCCCUAUCUCUUUACACGGCCGCCCAAAGCCGCCCAGGUGAAAACGGCGAAACGGAGAAACAGCUGAUUUCCGCGUCGGGAAACAGCUGUCGUCACGUGACCGACGACGGUGACCAGCUGACGGCGUGUGACCAAGUGACGACGUACAAGUGACGGCGACACUCGUCCCUUGGCGGCAAAUUCGAAUUUGCCUCCAAAACCAGUUUUUCGCUGAUAACUCGGCGGGAAUUCAUUUUAGAGCGUCGGGAGCAAAAAUUUGCCCUCCCAAAACCCUCUGUCCUACCACGACCGCACCGGAUCCGAUUCCGAAGACUCGUACCCCCUAGCCCCCCCAGGAAGGGGGGAGGAUAGGGACAGUGAGCGACAGACACGUGAUCCGAGGGGGGUAGUGACAAGUGCGAAGUCAGCGCAGCAGGGUGCCGAUACCUUCGGAUUUGGCCCCUGCACUGCACUGUCAAGUGAGAAGUGAUAGCAGCAAAGGGGGCAAGGGUCACCGGACCUUCCCCCUUGCCAUGGACUCCUCAUCGGAGCCAUGUGCAGAUAGUGGUAAGUCCACUUUGGCGGAGAAAUUAAUCGCCUCACAAGCAGCUACUUCAGGCGCAGCAGCUGGUAGCAGUGAGGAUGGAGGGAAUUCCACGGCUUCACCAUAUGCGAUGGUCAAGAUCUUGGGCGGGCGGAUUCAAUAUCUGAAUGGCGUUCUGUCGCAGUUGUUCACCAAGGCCCAGGGUUUGGAAGCGUCCCUUGAUAAACUCCGGAGCGACCCUGCUAAAGUCGCUAUUCAUGAGACCCUCUCGGUGAUAAGAGUCCUGCGGGGCUGCAAAGAAGAAAUUGCGAAAGCAUACAACGCUGCAGCAAUUAGGAUUAAGGAGGUAGACGUUAACACAGCUCUAGAGCACCCACGCAAACUAAAUAGCGAUGCAGAGACUCAAAGUCCCUGUUGGUGGGACACUAUGCCCCAGACCAACAUCGGGGUAGGCAGUUCGGGCGGUGGUCCCGAGAAAUGGACAGAGGUGGUCAAGAAGAGGCAGGCUAAGAAGCAAGUUCCAUCUACGGAGGGUGCGCCAGCACAAAGUGCGAAGCCAGAUACAAAAAAGGAGAGUACUCGGCCGCGGGUACGAAGUCGCCCUCAAGCGAUAUUGGUAGGCGUGAAAGCUGAAGAGUUCCCAGCACUCGCUAAGAAAAUUCGCGGUGGUGUAGAUCACGGCGUUAUUGGUGACAGUGUUGUGGGAAUGCGACAGGCAAAAUCUGGGGGGCUUCUAAUCGAGGUCCGCGGUGAUCAAGACAAAUUGGAGGCAGUACGUGCGGAGAUCUCCCGCUCCGCGGGCACUGAGUUCGAGGUGCGCGCACUGCAGCAAAAGGUAUUGAUCGAGGUCAGAGACCUCGACCAAUGGACAACCGCGGACGAAGUGAUGGAAGCCAUGGCUACCGCCACUGGUAGUCCGCCUGAGUCGCUUAAGGUUGUCAGCCUCAGGAAGAGGUACGAAGGGACUCAGAUGGCUCUGGUUUCGUUGCCGAUUGGAUCUUCCCGCGGAGUACUGAGCACAGGGCGUCUCCGAGUCGGUAUGGUGAGUUGCAGACUCAGAAUGGCCGAAGGGAAACCAAGAUGUUUCCGCUGUUUCACUCAUGGGCACAUGGCCAGGGAGUGCAAUGGUCCAGAUAGGUCUGGGUGCUGCAGGCGGUGCGGAGAGACCGGCCACAAGGCGGUCAGUUGCGGUGCCGCUGAACAAGCGGUAAGCGCCUUUGCCAGGGUGGUGCAAGGGUCCAAAUCUAUGCCUAGCGCUGGAUCAUAUCGCUCGGGUGGAGCGACGGAGGACCAAAGCACACCCAAAUGAUCCGCGUCCUCCAGAUUAA